Molecule: messenger RNA, 1446 nt
Organism: Penicillium taxi
Lineage: Eukaryota; Fungi; Ascomycota; Eurotiomycetes; Eurotiales; Aspergillaceae
Product: prolyl hydroxylase family protein
Exons: 1
Coding region: 1-1446 (481 amino acids)
Biological process (GO): peptidyl-proline hydroxylation to 4-hydroxy-L-proline
Cellular component (GO): endoplasmic reticulum
Molecular function (GO): iron ion binding; L-ascorbic acid binding; procollagen-proline 4-dioxygenase activity
Source: RefSeq, a predicted model, not a curated record
AUGGUCAAGUCCAAGGCUGCUAAGCGUAAGCGCAAUGCGCAAACUGACCUUCCUCAGAAAGUCGCAAAGGCAACCCUAACGCCACCUCCCGAUGGCACGAAUAUCGAUCCCAAGAACCUUCAGACGGUCGUUUCGGACGAAGAGCUUGAUAUCACAAUUGAGACGCUUGCUACCCUUGCGCAAUUUCCCAAUUUGACAAAGUCGAAAGCAUGCAAAGAUCUCCGAGUAGCAGUUUAUAACUUCCGCCAGGCCUGCACCACCGGCGUCAAUACCGCCGAGGGCGCAAACUUGACAGCACGAAUUACCGCUGCUCUAGUCGACGAGAAAUACACCGAUGCCAGAGUCCUACUCGCUGAGAUGAGGAUCAGAGGCGAACAGCCCAAGAUCGGAGCAUUGUGUCGCUGGGUGCGAGAUCUUGACGUCGUCAGCGGUCUCUCGACCCAUCCCGAGGCACUUGACCGCGUCCCUCUCAAGCGCAGCGCCAAAGAGCUAGAACUACUAGCUCUUCUCGACGCUGUCCUUCGUGUCAGCACUCCCAUCGACACUAACCCGAACGCCGUCGAUUCAGUCUCUCCAAUCGCCUUCCAAUCUAUCUGGGACCUCCGCCCCUCAACAGCGCCGCUCCCAAUCUACGAGUCGGUCCUAAACAAAUCAAUAUUGGCCGAAGCACCCAAGUCCCCCUCUGCCCUCCGAAUAAUUGAAACAACCCCCGGUCCCCUUCGCAAACCCCCGAACCACCACCCCGCCAUCCUCUACACCACCGCCCCGAACGCCGUUCCUCUCGCCACCGUCGGCCCAACAAUAACAUACCACCCCCACCCAGCCGUCCCAGCCCUCGGACUCGCAAUGAACGUCCUCUCCCCAUCAGAGUGCAAGGCGAUUAUAGCAGCAGGUGAAUCUAUAAAUUUCAUCCCGGACGCACCCCUCCGCGAAGACGGAGACAUGAGCAUCCUCGCCCACAACUUCUACUGGAUCGUCGACACCACGUUCCACGAUAUGCUCUGGUCGCGAGUUUCCGCCUAUGUCCCACCCUCCAUCAACGGCCGCCUGGCACGAGGUAUCAACCGCCGAUUCCGCGUGUAUAGAUACGUGCCCGGUGCCGAAUACCGGUGCCACAUAGACGGAGCAUGGCCGCCAUCGGGUAUUCUCCCCGAUGACACAUACGUCUACGACUCUUCACCUGAAGGGAAAAAGCAGAGCUCCAUGUAUACAUUCUUGUUAUAUCUCAAUGAUGAGUUUGAGGGUGGAGAGACUACUUUCUUCAUGCCUGCUGCGCGCGAGGGAACCCUCAAUGCGUACCCGGUGCGGCCUGUCAUGGGAAGUGUUGCGAUAUUCCCCCAUGGCGAGUCUAAUGGCGCAUUGUUGCAUGAAGGGACGGGAGUGAGAAAGGGCGCUAAAUAUAUUAUAAGGACUGAUGUGGAGUAUGAUGUUCAAGUCGAAGAGUGA